Equus quagga is the source of this 822-nucleotide messenger RNA. RefSeq names its product testis specific serine kinase 6 (gene TSSK6). Lineage: Eukaryota; Metazoa; Chordata; Mammalia; Perissodactyla; Equidae. The coding region runs from base 1 to 822 and encodes 273 amino acids. Gene Ontology annotation, molecular function: tau-protein kinase activity; protein serine/threonine kinase activity; ATP binding. The record is from RefSeq and is a predicted model, not a curated record. The transcript has a single exon. Gene Ontology annotation, cellular component: cytoplasm. Gene Ontology annotation, biological process: microtubule cytoskeleton organization; protein phosphorylation; intracellular signal transduction.
AUGUCGGGCGACAAACUUCUGUGCGAACUCGGCUAUAAGCUGGGCCGCACGAUAGGCGAGGGCAGUUACUCCAAGGUGAAGGUGGCCACGUCCAAGAAGUACAAGGGCACGGUGGCCAUCAAGGUGGUGGACCGGCGCCGCGCGCCGCCGGACUUCGUCAACAAGUUCCUGCCGCGAGAGCUGUCCAUACUUCGGGGAGUGCGGCACCCGCACAUCGUGCACGUCUUUGAGUUCAUUGAGGUGUGCAACGGGAAGCUGUACAUCGUGAUGGAGGCAGCCGCCACCGACCUGCUGCAGGCCGUUCAGCGAAACGGGCGCAUCCCCGGGGGACAGGCGCGAGACCUCUUCGCACAGAUCGCCGGAGCCGUGCGCUACCUGCACGACAACCACCUGGUCCACCGCGACCUCAAGUGCGAAAACGUGCUGCUGAGCCCGGACGAGCGCCGCGUCAAGCUCACCGACUUCGGCUUCGGCCGCCAGGCACACGGCUACCCCGACCUGAGCACCACCUACUGCGGCUCUGCCGCCUACGCCUCGCCCGAGGUACUCCUGGGCAUCCCCUACGACCCCAAGAAGUAUGACGUAUGGAGCCUGGGCGUCGUGCUCUACGUCAUGGUCACCGGGUGCAUGCCCUUCGACGACUCGGACAUCGCUGGCCUCCCGCGGCGCCAAAAGCGCGGCGUUCUCUACCCCGACGGCCUCGAGCUGUCGGAGCGCUGCAAGGCCCUGAUCGCCGAAUUGCUGCAGUUCAGCCCGUCGGCGAGGCCCUCGGCGGGUCAGGUAGCACGCAACGGCUGGCUGCGCGCCGGGAACUCUGGCUAG